AUGAAGUACACCGGUUUCGCCGCUAUGGGCUUGAUGGGCUGCGCCCUCGCCCUGCCCCAGGGUCCUCCAGCUCCUUUCCCCGGUGCCCCCAGUGACGCUCCCACUCCCACUGGCCCUCCCCCAUCCGGCUUCCCGACCCCCUCGGGCCCCCCCCCCAGCGGAUUUCCUACUCCCUCGGGCCCCUCCCCCAAGCGGAACUCCCACCCCGGCCUUCCAGAAGCGCGCCUGCCUUUCACUCUCCCUGUCGAGAAGCGCCAGGAGCCAACCGGAACCCCAAGCGGCCCUCCUCCUCCUCCUACCGGAAGCCCCAGCGCCUCAGCCGGCCACGGCUUCGGCGGCUUCCACUUUGGCAAGCGCCAGUUCCAGCAGGGUCCCCCUCCUAGCGACUUCCCUACCCCAACUGGCCCUCCUCCCUCAGGCACUCCUUCAGGCACUCCCUCGGGAACUCCUCCUCCAUUCUCUACCGAUGCCCCCAGUGGCUUCGAGAAGCGCCAGUUUGGCGGCUUCCCCACCCCCUCGGGUACCCCCACCGGCUCUCCCUCAGGCACCCCCUCAGGCACCCCCCCUCCCCCUCCCCCCCUUCCAGAAGCGCCAGUUCCAAGGCCCUCCCCCUAG
This is a messenger RNA of Penicillium nucicola, 615 nucleotides long. RefSeq lists its product as uncharacterized. The record is from RefSeq and is a predicted model, not a curated record. NCBI's taxonomy places the organism in Eukaryota, Fungi, Ascomycota, Eurotiomycetes, Eurotiales, Aspergillaceae. The transcript has 2 exons. Bases 1 to 615 code for a protein of 204 amino acids.